AUGAGGCACCUUCUGUUGGUGUCUGUGCUCCUGCUCUCCACUGUCAGCGUGCUUGUGCCGCUUUGCGCCGAAACCAUGGGGCCGAUUGCCGUGAUCGUUCUGCGCUUUCUUAUGGGAGUGGGUGAGGUGAUUCCAUGGCAUGCAAUGGCUCGCUCACCUCCGCUGCUGGUGGUUUUCUACUCAAGUAUCAUUGGAAAUAUGAUGAUCGCUAUGAUACUUGUAUAUAUACCCGUAUAUUUCAAGGAUGUACUGCUGCUCGAAGUGAAACAGAACGGCUUCUAUACGGCACUGCCGCACACAUGCAAUCUGAUAUCGAAACUUAUUUGGGGAUUUCUUAUGGACUAUCUGAAGAAGAGAAAAGUGUUCACCGCUACUCAGACCGUCAAACUAUCGCAAGUUCUG
Molecule: messenger RNA, 402 nt
Organism: Ostertagia ostertagi
Lineage: Eukaryota; Metazoa; Nematoda; Chromadorea; Rhabditida; Trichostrongylidae
Source: the annotation of a GenBank genome assembly